This is a messenger RNA of Mercurialis annua (annual mercury), 1182 nucleotides long. RefSeq names its product GDSL esterase/lipase 7-like. Lineage: Eukaryota; Viridiplantae; Streptophyta; Magnoliopsida; Malpighiales; Euphorbiaceae. The record is from RefSeq and is a predicted model, not a curated record. The transcript has 5 exons. Gene Ontology annotation, molecular function: hydrolase activity, acting on ester bonds. The coding region runs from base 37 to 1107 and encodes 356 amino acids.
UCAAAUCUUUUAAAUUUCUCUGUUUUAUUAUAUAAAAUGACAAAAAUGUCACUUUUAACAGUAUUGUUAGUUUUGUAUAAUAUGCCAAAGUUUUCAUAUGGUGGGGCAUUGGCCCCUGCAUUAUAUGUUUUUGGGGAUUCUUUGGUUGAUAGUGGGAACAAUAAUUAUUUGACAACCAUUGCUAGGGCAAAUUAUUUUCCUUAUGGUGUCAAUUUUGCCCAAGGACCUGCAGGAAGAUUCACCAAUGGCAGAACUAUUGCUGAUUUUUUUGCUGAAUACCUGGGGCUGCCAUACCCGCCACCAUGCGUUAAUUUAAAGACUUCAAUCCUCACACCAACAACUGGUAUUAAUUAUGCAUCUGGCUCAUGUGGCAUCCUUUUUGAAACUGGAAAACUUGUUGGAAAUUGCUUGAGUUUGGAUGCCCAAAUUGAAUUGUUUGAAGCAGCAAUUUCACUAAAGCUACAAUACCUCUUCAGAAGCAAAAAUGAGCUAUCAAAAUACUUGGCAGAUUCUAUAUUUCUAUUUUCUGUUGGUAGUAAUGAUUAUAUUAUUAACUACCUUGUCCCCUAUUCUCAAUCAAGUCAAAAUUACAAUCCUCAACAAUUUGCUCAACUUCUCUUGAAUAAACUCUCUGAGAAUCUCCAGAAAAUGUAUAAUUUGGGAGCAAGAAAGAUGAUAGUAUUCGAAUUGGGACCGAUCGGGUGCAUCCCGUACUUCGCAAAGAAAGCGGCUGCCGGAAAAUGCAUGGAAGAAACAAACAAAAUAGUCGGUUUCUUCAACAACAAUCUUGGAAAUAUGCUCAAAAAAUUAGAAGCAAUUCUUCCGGGAGUAAAGUUUGUUCAUGGUCAAUCUUAUUCCCUAUGCUAUGACGCCAAUAUCAACCCUCAAAAAUAUGGUUUGAUCGAUUCAAGUAAUCCAUGUUGCACAACGUGGAGCAAUGGGACGUCUUCAUGCAUUCCGUUGGUAACGCCAUGUCCAGCUCCGAACAAAUUAUACUUUUUUGAUGCUUUCCAUCCGACUGAAUCUGUUUAUUCUCUCAUCGCAUCCCGUUGUAUCAAUGACAAUUCUGCAUGCUCUCCAACAAUUAGUCAGCUUGUAAAACUCUAAUUUCUACAUCUAAUUUCAUAGUCGUAAAUUUAUGAUAUUUAAAAAGGGAUAUAAAGAUGUAUAUAUUUCUUUUCC